Guillardia theta CCMP2712 is the source of this 2574-nucleotide messenger RNA. RefSeq lists its product as hypothetical. The record is from RefSeq and is a predicted model, not a curated record. The coding region runs from base 1 to 2574 and encodes 857 amino acids. Gene Ontology annotation, molecular function: RNA binding. Gene Ontology annotation, biological process: ribosomal small subunit export from nucleus; endonucleolytic cleavage in ITS1 to separate SSU-rRNA from 5.8S rRNA and LSU-rRNA from tricistronic rRNA transcript (SSU-rRNA, 5.8S rRNA, LSU-rRNA); endonucleolytic cleavage in 5'-ETS of tricistronic rRNA transcript (SSU-rRNA, 5.8S rRNA, LSU-rRNA). Lineage: Eukaryota; Cryptophyceae; Pyrenomonadales; Geminigeraceae. The transcript has 2 exons. Gene Ontology annotation, cellular component: nucleolus; preribosome, small subunit precursor; 90S preribosome.
AUGGCGGCGAAAAGUUCGAGGGAGAGGCAGGAGAAGGAGAAGAAGGAGAAGAAGGAGAAGAAGGAGAAGAAGGAGAAGAAGAAAGAGGAAGAACAUGAGCAGGAGGAGGAGCAGGAGGAGCAGGAGCAGGAGCAGGAGCAGGAGCAGGAGCAGGUGAAAUCGAAGGUGGAGACGACCAAGCACAAGAAGCAGAAAGAUCGACCAAAGGAGGAGAACGACGACAACGAGGAGGAGUUGGACAAAAGCGAUCGACAGGAAUCAGACAAGAAGAAGAAGAAGAAGAAGAAGAGCCCUGGAGGCGACGGAGCAGCGAAAGAGGAAGAGGAAGGGAAGAGGGGUCUGAAGAGAGGGACUGAAGCGGGAAGGCUGGACGAGACGCUUCUGCCAUACGUUAAGGAAGUGACCAAACUCGCCAAAGAGAACGAGUUUGAAACUGAUGAGGACAGGUCCUUGUUCGUUGACAACGUGUGGAGGGAGUUGAAGAUGGGAAAAUCCGACCAAAUGAUCCGGCUUAUCACCCACAAGGAGGGGAGUGUAGCUGUCCAGAGCAUCUUGCUCUUGUGCUCCUCAAAGCAGCUCUACAAAGUCUGCCAGGGGCUCAAAGGAGCCAUGGCAAGGAUCAUCUUCAACCCGUACGGUUCGCACGUUCUUGAGACUAUCUUCGACUUCAUCCCCAGUCUGGUGAACGCUUCCUUGGAGGAGAUCUUCCAUAAAAACGAGGAGGAGGAUGAGGAUGAGGAGGAGGAGGAGGAGGAGGGGACAGAAGCAUUUUCUGAGGAGGUGAAGCCUCUAGAGGAGCUGUUCCAGGAGAUCUGCGACGAGCUUUCAGGAGGGUGGAUGGAAAUCAUGAUGGACGCAAGGGGGACCCACGUGCUGAGGGCCAUCUUGAGGGCCCUGUCGGGGCUGCAGCCCAGGGUCAAGGCGCAGACUGGAGAGAGCCCUGCAUCGAACAGGAAGCCGGAGGGAGGAGGAGGGAGACAGGGAGCGAGGCAGACGCACGGGGCCUUCCGUGAGAGCGACUGGAAGCGACGGCCGGUUCCCAAGUCGUUCAAGGAGAGACUGAGGAGCAUAGGGGAGGAGCUGUCGAGUGAGGAGACGGCGGAGGAGCUGGGCCAGAUGGCCAAGAACUCUGCUGCUGCUCCUGUGCUCCAGAUGCUGCUCCUCUCUGUGCGCACCCUGCCCGACAUCGUGGAGAGGGUCACCAAGACGCUGCUCAAGUGGGACGAGGGAGAGUCGUCGGUGAACAAGGAGUGGGUGGUGAAGCUUGCGGCGGACGACUGCGGCAGUCACAUGCUGGAGGCAGUGAUCGAGUGCAUGCCGGACCGGUUCGUCUACCAUGUCUUCGAGAGCUUCAGGGGGAACAUGCUCCAGCACUGCCGCCAGCGCACUGCCAACCACGUGCUGCAGCGGCUCAUCGAGAGGCUGACGGACCCCCCCCAGCUCCAGACGGUCUUCAAGGAGCUGGGAAAGAACCUUAAGGACCUGCUGCAGUGGAACCGAGCUGGGGUGAUCAAGUGCCUUGCUGACGCCUGUAUCCGCAACCAGGAGGCGCAGAGCGACUUUGUCAAGUGGAUCACUGCAUCCUUCGAGCUCUCCCAUCCCAAGCACUUCCCCCGCCUCGUCCCUUCCAUCCUCGUGCUGAAAACGCUCCCAGAGUCCUUUGAGGAGGCGCAGGAGGAGGAGGCGAGCGAUGGCAGGCGAGGGAACUCUGCCCAGGGAGGAUGGAGCCAGGUCUCGUGCCUGAUGGGAUCUCUACUCCUGCAGUCCAUGGUCCGGUUCGAGGAGGAGAGCAUCAGCCCGAUCAUAGCGAGCUUCACCUCUCUCUCUCCCUCCUACCUCCUCAGGAUCUGCAAGGACCCGACGGGCAGUCGGGCGGUUGAGGGCUUUGUGAGCUCGAGCACGAUACCUAUCAAGACCAAGAUGAAAUUUGUCGACGUCGUCACCUCCCUCAGCUCGAGCCUUGCUGUCGACAAGUUCGGCAGCCACAUCGUGGAGGCUUGUUACAAGCACGCGAACAUCGAGAGGAGGAAAAGCCUGGUGGCAGCGCUCUCGUCCUGCUCCAAGCAGCUCAUGAAGAACUACUUCGGGGCCAUCGUGUGCAAGAAAUGUCGGGUGGAGCAGUUCGAGAAGCAGGAGAAGGAGUGGAUGGAGGCGGAGGAGAGGAGCGUGCGGAAGAGGAAGAUGUUUGAAGAGAUCCUAGAAGAUGAAGGGGAGGGGAAGAAAGGAGGGAAGCACGCAGAGGCUUCGUCCAAGAAGCACAAGAAGCACAAGAACGACAACAAGGCUGACAAGGAGGAGGAGGACGUUGAGGACGAGGCGGCAAGGGAUGCGAGGAUUGCUGCUGAGAAUCUAGAGAAAGCCAAGAACUUUGCAGGCGGGAAGCUCAACAAACUAGUCCAAAAGCUGGGGGUGAAGGACGAGCCCAAGGCGGAGGGAAAGAAAGACAAGUCGAAGAAGAAGGGCAAGAAGGACGAGUUGGCAGAGUUCAACGAGCGUUUGAAGAGAGACGGCGGUGCUGCAGAUGAGAUAGACGAUCUGUUUUCUUCCAAGAAGGCCAAGAAGCACAAAAGAUAA